GACGCAGUGCGCAGGCGCGCUGGGCUUCACCCGCGCAGGCGCAGUCGCCUCUGCUGGCGUCGUCCCCAUGGAGCUGCCGUAGCGGACCCAGCACAGUCAGGAGUAUCCGGGAUGAGCUCAGCCGCGGCCGACCACUGGGCGUGGUUGCUGGUGCUCAGCUUCGUGUUUGGGUGCAAUGUUCUUAGGAUCCUCCUCCCGUCCUUCUCAUCCUUCAUGUCCAGGGUGCUGCAGAAGGACGCGGAGCAGGAGUCACAGAUGAGAGCGGAGAUCCAGGACAUGAAGCAGGAGCUCUCCACGGUCAAUAUGAUGGACGAGUUUGCCAGAUACGCCAGGCUGGAAAGAAAGAUCAACAAGAUGACGGAUAAGCUCAAAACCCACGUGAAAGCUCGGACAGCUCAAUUAGCCAAGAUAAAAUGGGUGAUAAGUGUUGCUUUCUACGUAUUGCAGGCUGCGCUGAUGAUCUCACUCAUUUGGAAGUAUUAUUCUGUCCCUGUGGCUGUUGUGCCGAGUAAAUGGAUAACCCCUCUAGACCGCCUGGUAGCCUUUCCUACUAGAGUAGCAGGUGGUGUUGGAAUUACCUGUUGGAUUUUAGUCUGUAACAAAGUUGUGGCUAUUGUGCUUCAUCCAUUCAGCUGAAUAGGAAGAUGGAUACAGCUAUGAAACUUUUAAAAAUGGAUUUUCUCUUAUUAGGUUAAAAAUCUGAUUUACACUGUUUUGUUUUUUAAGAAACAAAUGUGCACAGUUUCGAUUUUUUUUUUUUGUUGAAUAUGUUUGUUCUUGGACUUUAUGAGAGAUUCUUGUAAGAAUCAUGAUUUUCUACACCUGUCAUUGAGUCAAGAAAGUCCAGUUUAUGACACGUGUGUACAGUGAACACCAUCCUAGAUCUGUACGAAAUGUGAAAUGUUUAGGGACAUCUCCGUGCCGUCACUUGUGAUUUGCCCUCUUGUGUAUUUUGGUCAUAUUGCCAGCUGGAAAGUCAAAAUUUUCUAACAACUUUAAGUUCUUUGAAGACUUAGUGCUGUUUUUAAUCCAGUUUAGAAAGUAACUUAAUUUUAAUACCACUACUAAGAAUUCAAAAAGUUCUCCUUUAAUCACAUUCAAUACAACUAAAAGAACAACACUAAUUGGCAUUACUGGGGCUUUUUCUUCCUUGGUUUAAAAUGUCAUUUGUUGAGGAAGCAUUGUGUAGUAUUAUCUACUUACUUGAGGCUGUUAAUUUUUCAUUACAGUGUUUUGUAAAUGUAUCCACAAGACCAUAAUGCAUUGUUUUGUGCUCAAAUUGUGUUUUGUAUUUAAGGCAUUUUGAAUGAAGUGUAUUUUAUAAGCAUUUAAUAUUUAUGCUCUUUAGAAUGGAACACAGAAAACAAACCUUAUAAGGCCUGAUUAAAUUAAUCGGAACCAAUAACCUGUGUGGCCCACAAAAUCUAAUUCUGCUAAAUGUUUCUUCAAACACUUUUUUCUAAUUAAAAUCUUUGCAAGUGCU
Mandrillus leucophaeus (drill) is the source of this 1483-nucleotide messenger RNA. It is a transcript of the gene GET1, whose product is annotated as tryptophan rich basic protein. The record is from RefSeq and is a predicted model, not a curated record. The transcript has 5 exons. Gene Ontology annotation, biological process: tail-anchored membrane protein insertion into ER membrane. NCBI's taxonomy places the organism in Eukaryota, Metazoa, Chordata, Mammalia, Primates, Cercopithecidae. Bases 112 to 636 code for a protein of 174 amino acids.